AUGACAAACAAAUGUCACUCCACAGACGACAAUUCAGACGACAUUGAGGAGAUUGAGGAGCUGAGUCUCUGCUGUUUGUGUGGUCAAACCUUUCCGAACCCCGAGUCCCUCCAUGAACACUUCACCGUUGCUCACGAAGGUAGGGCACUUUUACGUCUUCCAGCUACCGACCGCUCUCUGUAA
Molecule: messenger RNA, 183 nt
Organism: Dibothriocephalus latus
Lineage: Eukaryota; Metazoa; Platyhelminthes; Cestoda; Diphyllobothriidea; Diphyllobothriidae
Source: the annotation of a GenBank genome assembly